AGUCAGAGUGGUACAUCCCAGCCGCUCUCUCUCCCCCUCUCCCAGUGUCCUCCAUCUCUUCUCCCUCCCUCAUUCUCUGACAUUUCUCCUUGAGGAAGGCGCUGAGCCCAGCCCCGCACUCCCUCCCAGCAGGCCUCAUUAUCCCUCUGUUAUCAUUUCUCCAUCCAAAUCCAGGUCCGAGAAGCUGCACAGCUAGGACUGAGGCAGCCAGAGGAAACACGAGAGAACCUCCAGUCUAGGAAAUAGCCCCCCUCGCCUCUGUUUUCGCAUCCCAUGGAGGCCAAAAUGAAAAGCGGAGCAGGGGCUCCUAAAGCAGCCCCCGCUUCCAAAGAGAAACAAGGUGAAAAGGCGGAAAAGAAAGAUUCAGCCACACCACGCAAAGCCAACCCCGCCCCUGCUGAUCCCGCCCCAGCAGCCCCUGCUCCUGAGAAGCCCGCUGUGGAUGGAACAACUGACCAGGAGGCGGCGCCAGAGGGCAGUGAGGCAAGAGAGCCCAGCACAGACUCCCUGGAGAACCUGAAGCCUUUCCUUAUUGGGGGAGCAGUCAUUGCUGCUGCAGCCAUCCUGGUGGGGGCACUGUUGUUGGCGCGGAGGCAUUGAGAGCAUCCUGCUUAGUUUAUUGGUUAAUCGGCAAAAGCAUUGCUUGCUGAUUGGUUAAUUUACUGGCUUAUAUUGAUUAACUGAGGAAGAAAAUGUGUGGAAGGCACCCUGCCCAUUAUUCCAUUUACACAACUCCCGAGCAAACUUACCUAUGUAUAUAAACAGGUAUACCCACGAAUCACAUGCCAAACCCGAUAGUCCAUUUUGGCAGCAUACUAACAUAUGUGUGGCUGUACUUUCAAAUAUGUUAAUCCAUUUGGUACGGAGUCUCUGUAAAAUGAAACAAAAUGAUGUUGCUAUGGCAACAUUAAGAACAACAUUUCAAUGGUACAGUAAACAUUCUAGAGAAUUAUUGUUAUUUUGAUCCAUUUCAGUGUGGGGGCUCAGUGUGGUGGAUUGUAGCAUUUUGAUGAUUCAAGAACAUCUCAUAUAUAAAGUCAUAAUUAAUUUGUGGCAAGAGCAGCAAUAGUUGUUCUGUUCUAGUUGUAGUGAUAAAAUUUGUGACAUUUUCUAUGAGACUUAGCCAAAAAGAAACCAACUACUGAGACCUCUCAUAUAGGUCCACCUAGGAAAUAUUUACUUCUGAAGUAAUUGGCCAUGGUUUUAAAAUUGUAAAUUGUUAUAAAUGUCUAAAUGCGAGUCCGUAAGAUGAAAGCAUGAGGCAUCGUCUUCUUAGUAACUCCAACAGGAUGUAGGGAAUCAGGAUGUGGGGGGUGGAGUGAAGAAUCGUCUGCAAAAGGGAGGAUCUUCUGCCGGGUGAGCUGCGUAUCCUUAUUUGAGUAGCUCUCUGUGUACUUAGAAUGCUUGCUAAAUUGACGCCAUGUCCUCCGUUGAAGAUGUAGGAUGUACCCUAUCAUACUACUGCCCUACCUACCCCAUCGCUCUAUCCACAGUGAUUAUGAUACCAAUACAAUUUCUUGUAACACACAUCAUUGGUUGACACUGGAAGCAAUAUAAUGCUUUGAAUGUUACUGAAAAUAUAUUUAACUUUCAAGUAAACCUUUGCCACUGCUAAGUGACUAGGGAAUGUGUAUGUUUGUUGGGCAUUAAAAGAACAUCACUUCAGUGUGAAUUACAUAAUUGAUAAAAAAUUAUAUGUAUUUGUCUCAUUGUCUGUGUAGAUUUAAUUUGUAAAUUGUAUAGGUAGGGAAACCCGAUUUGUAUAUUUAUUUUCUUAUUUAAAGCUACACAGGCAGGAUAUGGUGGAGCAAAAUGUCUAUUAUAGGUCUCUGUGGCAACUAUAUAGAAUAUCCAAAACACACUUGGCAUGAAGUGUGUUUUAAGAUUUGUCUCUUUUGGCUCCAAAUUGUCUAUUUUUGGCACCUAAUUUUGCUGUUUCUGGAAACAAGCAAAAGUGUGAUAUUUUGGUAGCUAGAAUGUGUACAAUGUAUGGAUGCACUACUUGUAAGUAUAAUGUACAUACUUCUAUGCUAGUGAUCCUAGGGUCUGUCAGAAUCUCCUCUUGCACUUUUGACUUAACAGAACUCUACGGGUUUUCCGUCAGAACCAUUUUCACAUCUAAUUGCACUGAUUAUUAAUAAUAGAUGACCUUCCUGCGCACUGACAUUAAACCCACAAAAAGAACACCGUCAUAAUCCUCUCCGCGAAUGCAUACAGUCCCUUAGCAGACCAUAUGCCGCAGUGCAUAGAGCAUACUCUGACACUGAUUCUCUAUGGAAAGUAACAAAAAAGUUUAGCUUUAUUCACUUUAUUGUUUUUAUUCUUCUCCAGAGCGUAUAAAUGCAAUAAUUCUAGUAGGAAUAUACGUUUUAGCACAUUAUUGUGACUCAAUAAUGGUUAUGAUAAUAAAAAUGAAAAUAACGAUUAUUAUUAUUCCCAAUAUAACCAGUCCUCCCCCCCCCCAUACCAUGGGCUUUCCCUCAUGCUAAAAUGUUCCUGCCAACUACUGGCAUGUCAGGAGGAGAAAAAGGCUCCUCUCUGACCAUUAUAUAAUUAUUUAAACAAGCCCUUUUCAGUCUGAAUCUCUUUUGGGCUGAGGUGCAAAUGCACAGAUGCCAUAAAUUUGAUUCACACUUAUGCCUGGACAUGUCUUGGUCUGGAACAAACCAUCUAAUGCAAGUGUAGUGAUGAUGUCAUUAAUGAUGUUUCUGUAUAUUAUGGAGCCCUGAGUUUGGCCCUCAGGAUCCCAUUCACAUCCAUUGACUACCUUGUUGUAUCGACUCUAGUUAUAGAUUAAUUUUUUUUGGUCAAUGUGGUUUGAUGACUGGGCUUAAUAAAACAAAGUGCAAGGUAUUUCUGAGUUAUGGUUUUUGAUUACACACAGGUAGGGUGGCCACCUAACCCAUGAUGAUUGGUCAAUGUCCUAUAGUCAUGCAUGUGUGAAUAAUGUUAAUGUAAAACAGCUGGAUGAGACUUUCAAUCAAGGAAACAAACCAGUAAAAGCACAAGAAGAACUAAACUAGUUUUAAAGUUGUGUGUAAAACCUGAAGUAGCUCAUAGUGUCACUCUACACACAGGCUAUAUUCCAGUAUUACAGUGUUUGAUGGAUUAUUGGUGAAACCUGAUUCAUUACACAACCCAUUCAACUCAAGGCAUCAGAAAAUAUAAGUGUUACUGUAGUGCGGUGUGUAUAGAUCACUGACAGAUCAAUGUUGAUUGCAGGCAAAGUUUCACCAGCAACAGGAAGGCACAAAGUGCUUCAGGGAUCAAGGGAAUUCUCCUGUCUACUCAUACUUGGCGGGGUUCCUGAUACACAUGUGAGCACUAAUUCAUUGCCAAUAGCCUCAGAGGCUGAAAUGACAUUUGGCUGCAAGAGACUUAUAUGAAGCAUUUCAAUCCAGUGCCAAUGCAUUCAAUGCCAUAAUAAUACCCUCUAACUACCUUUAGUUUGUGAAUUAACAUUUUGAAAAACAUGUUGCUAUCUGACAUUAAUAAGGUACUCACGAUGCUAAUUUUGUUUUUGUUCCAUUCAUGCACUUUCAGUUUGGAAUAUCAGUAACAAGACACCUUGUUUUCUGAAUUUUCCUUGAAGAUGACGGUUUUGAUCUGUGGGAUCACAAAAGCAGAGAACAAGGGAAGGGACUUUGGUGUCUGUAACUGGAUUAUGUGACAAAUUACCUUUGACCUGAGGGGUGGGAAGAGGGGGACACCAGCAUAAGUGGUUGAUUUGCUAAAUUGGUGUCCCCUCAGAGUAUGCUGCCCUAGGCAAUUGCCCUGAGAGGGAUGCCAUUCCAUCAUAAUAGGAAUUUAGCUAUUUUCCCCAGGUAGGCCUACAUAUUUUACAAUAUUCCCAAAUUUUCAAAAUCUUAAUAUUCUUUAAAUGAAAUGAAUAACAACACAAAAAAAACAAACCUGUUCAUCUUUUAUUUUAUGUAAAUAUUGGGUGAAGAAACAUGACCAUCUGUUCCACACGUUACGGCUGGGUGAACAUUUUGUAUAUUCUCUUUAUCUCACGAAUAGAUAUGAAUCCGAUAUUACGAGAGGUCAGAGGUUUAAUAUUUGUAAUAAAUGAUGACACUCUUCUGAAUACUCUGAAUACAGUCCUGGUAUUAUGUUAACAAGUGAAAUUCAGCUUCACUUUUGCUGACAAAUUUGAAAACUAAUAAAACAACCUAAACGAUAUUCGUAACUAUUUAUGUUGAGAAUUAUUUAAUACCGCGGAAUAUAGCUUUAAUACUUCUCUGUGUCGAAAGACAGUGUGAGUAUUUGUGAAUGGAUGCCUCAUCCAGAUACUGAGAAUGUCUGUUUCAAGAUGGCGGCCAUUAGGUCUGGAAGAACUGCGACUGUACUAUCCUCAGUGUCCCUGCAACUGCUCCUUUACCUCUCAGCUGUUUACUCCCUCUUCUACUUCCUGGGCACGCUCAGCAUGAUUAUCUACAAGAGCCAGGCACUGAGCUACCCAGGCAAGAUUUUACUUCUAGAUGUGUGUCUGCUGCUCCUCAUGGCUGUGCUGGAGACCCUCCGACUGUACUGGGGUGUGAGAGGUAACUUGCAGGAGAGUGAGCGCUGUGUGGGGUUCAGUCUUGCCCUGACUCUGGCCACCACACUGUUUGCCGUCUACUUCCUGCUGUGGCAGGCUUACGUCUUGCAAGCAGACAUCAUCAUUGGCGCCGUGCUGCUGGUCCUCUACGGGCUGUCCGGUGCCCUGGGGCUCGUCACCCUGGCCCGAUUCAUGAGGUAAGAGCAAGCUGGCAGUGAAAUGCAGCCACCGGGUGAUCUGCCAGGGAGGUGGGGGUUAAAGGCCAUGCUCGAGUACCCGCCUACGUGCCAAGGCCGGGCUUCAGCUGGUGACAGGCACAGAGGAGCAACACGCUGCCCCCCAGAAAAACAUAGCAUACAGAAAAUAAACCAUCACAUGGAUAAAUAAUUAAAAUUAAAUACAUGGAUGGAUGGAUGGAUAGAUCAUUAUAAUGAAUCUGACGACGUGCUGUGAUGCAUGCAAAGUGAUAUCAGAAUGCGUGUAACCUUAUUACUUUACAGUAUGACGCAACAGAUGAAUGCAGCCCUCAGUGAAGAACUUUCUUUGGUCUGGUAUUACAGCAUGUCACAAUGCUCUCUUGUGUCUUACAGUUCCUACUCAUGAGAGGUUUGUGUCUGCAUUCUUCCCCUGUGCCUUUUGAACGCUGCCUAUGGAACGUCUGCUCCGGCUUCCCAUCCAUAAAACAAGCUGAAGGAGAUCUGCUGUGUGCCAGGAGGUCAUUAACCUCAGGAUUGGAUAGACCCGGAUCAUAAGCACCACUGACAGGUCGGUUAGUCUGUAGAACCAUGAGUGUGAAGAGAUGCAGAAAUUAAGGGCUUUUGUCAUUUUGAGCAUUCAAAUACCUUAUAUUGUUAGUGGCACAACAAAUGGCCUUGUCAGUUCUUAUUGAUCAUGUUCUCUAUGUGUAUUUGUAUCGUUCUGUAUAAGGGCUUCUGUGAUCCUUCCUUAGCCUUUGUGGGGGACAAGAGACUAGAUAUAGAGUCGGGAACUUCUGUGCAUUUAUUAAUAGAAAAGCGUCAUUAAAAAUCCGACUGCUGGCCCUUUGAAUCAUACAAUGUCAGAAGUAAGGCUCUAUUUCUCUUUGGUGCUCUGACUGCCUGUUCUGCUGGAUAAAAAAUUAGUUAAAUCCUGCAGUUAUUGUUGUUUGUGCUCUUUCCCAGAGAUUUUUUUUUUAUUUUAAGUAACGAACCCAUUAAAACGAACGCUAUUGUGUUAAAUAUUUAUUUGGAAGCUUUCAUUGCAUUUUCUACUUUUUUGAGUUUCAUGAAACAAAAAUGCUAAGCACAGAUCAACUUGAAGAGGAUAUUGCUUGUAUAAUUGUUGUCUUAGCCAGUAUUGUCCACUAGAGGGAAGACUUGGAAUGUAAAUCAAUCAAGAUUUUAGUAUUUGUGUUCAUUUCCUGUAAUGUUUUUCGUAGUUAUUUUUUAACGUUAUGAAAACACUAUUCGAAUCCCAAUAUUGCAGGUCAAAUUCAGUGGCCUAGAUUUUAAGAUGAUUUUCGCGGUGCAUAAUAAAUAUAGUGAAUUAAAAAAUAAUAAAA
Messenger RNA from Paramormyrops kingsleyae, 6080 nucleotides. RefSeq names its product transmembrane protein 80. The record is from RefSeq and is a predicted model, not a curated record. NCBI's taxonomy places the organism in Eukaryota, Metazoa, Chordata, Actinopteri, Osteoglossiformes, Mormyridae. Gene Ontology annotation, cellular component: ciliary transition zone. Gene Ontology annotation, biological process: non-motile cilium assembly.